AUGACGUUUGAUCUUCUAAAGAAAGCUGUCACGGAGGAACCAGUCUUAAAGCUACCAGACUACACGAAACCAUUCCAGGUGCAAACGGAUGCGUUAGACUUCGCGAUUGGAGGAGUGUUAUUACAAGAUGACCAUCCAGUGGCCUACGAAAGCCGGAAACUAAAUGAUACAGAACGGAGAUACCCGAUACACAACAAAGAAAUGACAACAAUCAUACAUUGCCUUCGAGUAUGGAGACACUAUUUGCUUGGGAGUCGGUUCGUUAUCCAAACCGACAAUGUGGCGACUAGUUACUUCCAAAAUCAUAAGAAGUUAAGUCCUAAGCAGGCUCGUUGGCAAGAUUUCUUAGCAGAAUUCGAUUAUGUCAUGAACUAUAAGCCGGGGAAAACCAAUGUAAUUGCCGACGCCCUGAGUCGAAAGGCCGAACUAGCAACCCUCACUCGAGUAACAUGCGAUUUUGCUGACCGGAUCAAGGAAGGGCUAAACCACGAUCCGUUAAUGAAGAACUUGAUGGAAAUGGCAAGAGAAGGCAAGACAAGAAAAUUUUGGGUCGAAGACGGAUUAUUAUUCACGGUCGGCAAUCGAAUGUAUGUCCCAAGAUGGAACAGCUUGAGAAGAGAAAUCUUAAAGGAAUGUCAUGAUUCUAAAUGGAUUGGACAUCCAGGUACUCAUCGUACGAAAGCAAUCAUAGAACGAUCCUAUUAUUGGCCCAAUAUGCGAAGUGACAUAGACGCCUAUGUGAGGACCUGCCUUAUUUGUCAACAAGACAAGGUCGAACAGGCCAAACCGGCAGGAUUAUUGGAACCACUACCGAUCUCCGAAAGACCAUGGGAAAGCAUAUCGAUGGAUUUUAUUUCAGCAUUACCGACGUCCGAAGGGUGCGAAUCAAUAAUGGUGAUUGUAGAUCGAUUCUCCAAAUAUGGAAUGUUUAUUCCAGCCCCUCGGGAUUGCACAGCUGAAGAAGUAGGGCGACUAUUCUUCAAGCAUGUCGUGAAGUAUUGGGGACUUCCUCGAAGCAUUAUAAGUGAUAGAGAUCCCCGCUUUACAGGGAAUUGCGAGGAUCAUGUGAAGUGCUAUCGAAUUCGAAGGUCCGGUAAUCACAACAGCACUUUCACUCCCGUAUAUAUCUCCGGCUCCAAAACAAUGGGCGACCCACCCUCACCCCUUCUCUCUGUCAACCCAGAGACCUUUAUCCGCCAUUGGUCAUCGAUCGAGUUUAUUGAGCUUUGA
Molecule: messenger RNA, 1230 nt
Organism: Lactuca virosa
Lineage: Eukaryota; Viridiplantae; Streptophyta; Magnoliopsida; Asterales; Asteraceae
Source: the annotation of a GenBank genome assembly